This is a messenger RNA of Apus apus (common swift), 6734 nucleotides long. RefSeq names its product mastermind like transcriptional coactivator 2 (gene MAML2). Gene Ontology annotation, cellular component: nuclear speck; nucleoplasm. Gene Ontology annotation, molecular function: transcription coactivator activity. Gene Ontology annotation, biological process: positive regulation of transcription of Notch receptor target; Notch signaling pathway. The record is from RefSeq and is a predicted model, not a curated record. Bases 15 to 3161 code for a protein of 1048 amino acids. The transcript has 5 exons. NCBI's taxonomy places the organism in Eukaryota, Metazoa, Chordata, Aves, Apodiformes, Apodidae.
ACCGGCAGCCAGCGAUGGGCGACACGGCUCCCCCCCAGGCCGCGGGGCUGGGGGCCGGGCUGCUGGGGGGGGGCCCGGCGGCGCCCCGGGUGCACAGCGCCAUCGUGGAGCGGCUGCGGGCCCGCAUCGCCGUCUGCCGCCAGCACCACCUCAGCUGCGAGGGGCGCUACGAGCGGGGCCGCGCCGAGAGCUCCGACCGCGAGCGGGAGAGCACCUUGCAGCUCCUCCACCUCGUGCAGCAGGGGCAGGGAGCCCGCAAGGCCGGCAAGCACCCCAAAGCGGCCGCCGCCGGCGGGUCGGCCGCCCCUGCCGCCGCCGCCGCGCCCCCGGACUAUCACCAGCACCUCCUCAGCAACGGCGGCAUCAACGGGGAGCAGCCGGCGGGGGAGCAGCGCGCCUCGGCCCUCCUGGCGCUUCAAGGCUCCUUGAAGAGAAAGCUGGUGGUAAAUCUGUCACCUGUCAAUAACAAGAGGCCCAAUGGUGUUUCAGAGAGUUCUUUCCUUGACAUCAAGAGGAUAAGAGUGGGCGAUAAUAUCUCAGUGGGACAAGGUGGACAACAUGUUAACAAUUGCCAAAGCCAGUCAAUGUCGGGAACUAUGUCUGUGGGGCAAGGAUCACAAAGAAAGGCCAGUAACCUACCAAACAAUGCACAUGGUAGUGGGAAUGGCAUGUUUAAUAUGACUUUGAAAGAGGUAAAGAAAGAGCCAGGAGAAACAAUGUCCUGCAGCAAACACUUAGAUGGCCAGACAUCCCAUGAGAACAUGUUCCCUAACAGAUACGGGGAAGAGUCGUGGGAACAAAUGAUGGAUCUGGAGCUUCAGGAACUGUUUAAUGAACUGACUAACAUAUCAGUGCCACCAAUGAGUGAUCUUGAGCUAGAGAAUAUGAUAAAUGCUACGAUAAAACAAGAUGAGCCAUUCAACAUUGACCUAGGGCAGCAGAACCAGAGGGGCCCUGUGAGAUCUCUGCAGAUGGAUAAGAUGGUGAUAAAGAGUGAAUAUGCACCAGGCAUGAAUCAGGCUCCUGUGGGCUCCCCACAGAUGAGGCCUUCUUCUACAGGUCCAGCCUUCACUAUGGCCACUUCUGCCAUGUCAACCUCUUCACCCAUCCCUUCAGUGCCUCAGAGUCAAACGCAGGUAUCACAGGUUUCUUCUGCAUCCAGUCGGCCAUUGCCUAACUGGCAAGAGGUGUCUCAUGCACAGCAGCUCAAGCAGAUUGCAGCCAACCGUCAGCAGCACGCCUUGAUUCAGCAGCAGCAGCAGCAGAGCCAGACGGCCAACUGGUCCACCUUGUCUCCAUCAGGACCUUCCCCUGGACCCUUUGUGCAAGAGAAAAUCCCCAGUCCUUCUUUUCGUCAGCAGCAGUUCAGCCCACAAAACUCAGCAGUGCUUGGGGUACCAGUGAAUGGAAACCAGACAAAAGGGAUGAACAGCUAUGUUUAUAAACCAACCACUCCCCAGAGCAAUCCCAUGGACAUAAUGAUGCAACAGAAGCCUCAGGACCUCAACAGAAACUUCAUCAACAGCGCUCAGCCACCACUAGAGCAGCAUCAUGGCAACACAAAGCCUUUGUUUCACUUUAACUCAGAGCAAACAAACCAGCAGAUGCCUUCAGUUUUGGGUUCUCAAAACAAGCCUGCCCUUCUGCACUACACACAGCAGGCACAGGGUUCAGCCCCUGUGCAACAACCACAGCAACAGCCACAACAGCCCCAGCCUCAACCUGCUCAGCCUCUCCCAAACCAGUCUCUUCAAAGGCCACUUAACGUACCUCUAGCAAUGCAGCAAAAAAUGAUGCUUCAGAAAAUGCAGCAAAGCCAGCAAAUCUCAGGUCUGCAGUAUCCAGUCUCUCAGCAGCAUAGACAGGAUCAACACUCUGUGGUAGGCCAGGGAGCUGGCCCCACUCCAAGCUCCAGUUCUUGCUCAAAUCCAAACACUGGAAGUGGUUACAUGAACUCAUCCCAGCAAUCAAUGUUGAAUCAGCAACUGAUGGAAAAGAAACAGGCUCUGCAACGGCAAAUGAUGGAGCAAAAACAACUCCUUCUACAGCAGCAGAUGUUGGCAGAAGCUGAGAAAAUCACUCCACAAGAUCAGCUGAACAGACACUUGACACGACCACCACCAGAUUACAAAGACCAAAGAAGGAACGUGGUCAACAUGCAACAAGCAAACCAAUAUCCUGGUGGUUCACCAGCUGUGAGUAUGAGCUCCAACAUGUCCUUAUCCAACCCAAUUUCAACACAUAGCAUCAUGCCUCAGAGCUCCAGCCUCUUGUCCACCCCUGCUGGGACCCGAAUGCCUUCUGUUCCUGCCGCUCGGAGUAUGGGCUGUUAUGGGAACCUUCCUUGCAACCAACCGAGCGCAUACAAUGUGACUUCAGGAAUCAGCCAGAUGCAGCCACACAGAAACCAAAAUCAAGUCCUGCCCAGUCAGAAUAACCCCAUGAUGUCUCGACAGCAAACCAUGACACAGGGAAACAGUGUAGCGGCUUUUGGGACAGGGUCGGUGGUCAAUUCACAGCAAGUAAGGCCCAGCUUGAACCAGGGAGCCACAGGAAUCCCCGCGCAAAGGCCGGCCAACGUGAUGAUCACGGCCACGGCCACUGCCCAGAACUGGGCCCCGCAAGAAGCUGCAGUGAAGCAGCAGGAUGCACUGAAACCCACCGGGGUCCGUGUCCCCACGGGCACCCCAUACCCAAACCAGUCUUUGCAACGCAAUGUAGGCAACCAGCAUUUUCCUCAGCGUGCAUUGGCACCUCCUCACCAGUUAACAGCUGGAGCCCAGAUGAGGCCUCCUCCAAACCAAAUGCACCAGACUCUAAAUGGACAAUCUGCUGGCUCACUACGAGGUCUCAGCAUAAGACCUAACCAGCUGAGAGGACAGACUGUGCCCACCUUGAAUCAACCAGGAACAAGUAUGACACCUCCAUCAUCUCUGCCAUCAACCAGUUUCACAUCUACCAACCAAAACCCUCGGGCUUACCCAGGAAGUGACCACAGUAGUGACCUAGCGUUUGACUUCCUGAACCAGCAAGGUGACAGUAUAGGACCCGCGCUCAACAGUGACUCAGACUUUAUAGAUUCUUUACUGAAAACAGAGCCUGGUAACGAUGACUGGAUGAAAGACAUCAACCUUGAUGAAAUUUUGGGGAGCCACUCUUAAGUGACAGUACCAAGGGUGAACCAGAAGAAGAGACAGUAAGGACAUUAGUUCUCUUGAGAUGCCAACAAACUUAUUAAUGUACACUCCAGUAACUGGGCUGUCUAUUAAAGUACUACAUAGGGCAACUGCCCUGUUUGAAGAGUUCUAGGAACAAAACUGAAGUCUCUCAUGACAAAACAAUAACGUGAGUGACAUUCAUGCCUGCCACAAAGGAGUGAGAACAUAUGAAGGGUCUGUUCCCCACACCAGUGCUCAGCUCAUAAAAAAGCCGAUCAGUUAUUCUCACAGGGGCUGUGUGGAAAAACGUGUUUAGCUUCCUACACACAUAAGCACCAGACAGUGGUAUGGGUUGUAUAACAACAUUUCUCUGAGUGCAAGUAAGAGCCCAAGCAGUCCAGAGUUCUUCAGUCACCGUGCUUGCAGCCCUUAACUUCCUUGGGACUAUUUGGCCCUGACAGCAUCAGGCCGUGUGUAAAUCUCAUUGCGUUACAAAAACUGUUUACUUCUACACAGAACUCACAUUUGCUUUCCCAAUGACUUUGGUGUAAACCCCCUAUAUUUUGUAGCACACAAAAGGGUAAGUGGUCUCAUCCAAGGGAAGAAGGAAACAGACCAUGCAGUGUGUUACUCAGUGUGCUCUGGUGUUCAUUUUCUCCCUUUCAUCAGUGUUUGCAGCGAGUAUCAGAGGAGGCUACUGUCCUGCCAGCAGCACAAUCAUUUUGGGCAUUGAGGGAAACUUGAGAUGAACUACACCAAAGCUCAGGAACCUCACUUUGCCACCUUGCCCUGCUCCAGGGCCUCCAGUGACUUAAUGGACAACUUAAGUGAAAAAGGUGCUCGUGAUUUGACCCUCACUGACUACUUCCCUAGUCCAGGUUAGAGAAGGGCAAAUGUCUUAGCUAAACCACAAACCCUGUUUUAAUCUUAACCUGUGGCAAAGGGUCAGGUAGCUCAGCGCACUCCUACUGAACAGGUUUAACCCAGCAGAAAUGCCAGCAUCGCUGUCUGGGGAGAGGCUACCAUUUUGAUUGCAGGGCAUUUUGCCUCCAUCCUGCUUUGCCAUGCAGGAGCAGCUGAAAGAGGUCCGGUGAUGACCCAGGCCCCCACAGCCUCCGUCAGGCAGAGUAUGAGAGGCUCUGCCCUUGGAAGUAGCAUGCAGAUCAGUUAUAACCACCUGGGUUACUCACAGUAGGAGGCUCCACUCAAGCCACAUCUGUGCUUGUAAGUGAAACAGUUUUUCAGAAUACUUCUGGGCACUGGAAUCAGUCAUGUGUUCUUGCCCUCAGUGCCAGGGAAUAGUCCUGACUUUGUUAAAUUUUCUCCUAUAGAUGGUCAGCAAGGGCAUCAGAAGGAGGUGUUGUGUUGCUGUAAAGCACCUCUGCAGCGAGUCAGACAGGAGGAUUUGUAAACGGGAAUGGACCUUGUGAUUCAAAUGAAAAUGCUGUUCUUUAAAAUGAUGUGGUAAGGUGUGUUUUGCAGCCUCCUCUGAAUAAGCUAGAACUAGAUGUGGCAAAGGAGCACAGUGCCUAGGUUCACCUGCCUCUGUGCCAAGAGGCCUUGCUCUGCCCCAUGCAAGUGCUUUAUUCAUCCUUGUUAGUAGCAGUGGGAUGAGUAGACUACUUGACAAUAGCCUCUGCACUUACCUGUUUCUCAAGAGAGGUUUUAAUAAGGCUUUUCCUGUCAUUUCACACUGUCAUUUUCUGUGGGCACAAUUUUUCAUGAUAUUUCAGGAAGCUUUGUCACACAAAAGAGCACCAGCACCUCCAGGAAAGGUGUAAUGUGGGCAUUUAGCUAGAUAUGCCAGUUGAGGUGGACUGUUCAUUCCCAGACAUGUUUUUCAUAAGAGGGACAAGAAAGCUUGCUGAAGAGUCCUUUCUGCUGCUCCAGCUAGUGAUCAUUGCACACCCCUGCAUUGUGUAACAUGGUGGCUCAGCUGCUCAGAAAGCUCUCUUUUCUCCCCAGUUUUGGCUGGGGUGCAUGCACUCCCUUUGAUAUGCCAGUAUAAAUUUUUCCAAGUCUUUAAAGAGCUUUUCAGCCUAGGUCACUGGUGGCCCCAUCUAAGUUUGGAGAGAUACAGAUGUGGUCUAACAAAUGAGUCCCCUAUAAAUUGUGCAAAACUGCAUUGAAAUAGUAGCUGCAGGAGUGUAAAGUGGAGGGAAGAUGGGCUCAUCUGCCUCACAUAUGGGCACACACCCCAUCCAUGAGCAGGUCAGCAGUGACUGCCAAAGCUCUGGAAGGAGGAGAAAACUGCAAUGCCACCAAGGCUGAGGCUGAGUUAGUAUCACCAUGACCAAUGGGCACUGAAGUCUGGUAGUAUCAACUACCCUCACAUGCCAAUGAAAAAGUCCACAUUGGUUUUCAUAUUAAGGUCAGGUUGUUUUCCAGAUCCUCAAAUCAUGUUGAAAAAUUGUUCAGCUGAGGAGCUGGUCCCAAGACUUCAGGAUAUCAUCUGGCAGUGGAUUUUAUCCUGCUUUGUCCCAUUGGCCUCAGCCUGGAGAGGAGAAGACACUGGGCUGUGGGUGCCAUCCCCAGAAUCAAAGUUUCAUCCUGUCUUGAGUAAAUUCAGCAAAACUAGAGGCCAUUUGCAGUCCUGUAAGGAAAUAUCUGAUGCAGUUGAAACACGACCUUAUGAAAAACUCUUGCAACCAAAACUUGAAUCCAGUAUCAUUUCUUCAGAACGUAAGUAGUUGAAUGGAGCUAGUGUCUUUUUUCUCUUUCUUUGCAAUGGCUAAGUGCACUACCCUUAUAGUCUAUUUUUCAUCAUUGACCAGGCACUCUUCACAGUAUUGGGUUGUAAAUAUAAAGAAUUAUUUGUUUUGUAAACUUUUGUAAAAAAAAACCAAACAAACAAAAAACAAAAAGUAAUAUUUUGGUAGGAAAAAUUAAAAAAUCAUAUUAUUUGGGUUAUAUUUAUACAUAUGUGAAAUAAAUAUACUAUCAGAAAGUUGUAUUUUAUACAAAAAGUCAACGGUUACCUUUUGUAUUCUAUAUGCAAAGUUUUGUAUGAUACGAUUGUUUAUUUUUAUCUGCAGACUUCAACUUUGGAUUUUGGGGGAGGGCAGAAUGGGAUCAUGGUUAAAUAGCUGGGCCUGACCCCAAGCUCACUGAAACCAAUGGAGUCUUUCCAUUGCCUUCACAGGGCUUUGAAUCAAGCCUUUAAAUCACUUUCAGAUAUGUUUGACAUCUGAAGCUCUCUGGAAACCUCAACAUGAAAACAUUCCAGGUUUCAAAUAUUUUCCCUGAAAAAGGCUUUUAUUAUUAUUAUUAUUGUUAUUAUUAUUAUUAUUGUAACUCUUGGGAGGCAGGUGGGACCUAUGUAACUGUCAUGUCCUUGUUGCAUGUAUGUCUGCUUUAUAUUUUCCCCAUAUUAUAAACCAGUGUUUCUCUAUACAGACUGAAAGGAAAAGUUGCUGUACAGAAAUGUUUGUGUUUAUGCCUUUUUACAUGUGGCUGUAUAUACCUCCUAGUACUAUGCAGUGACACUUAUUUGACUCCAUUUAUUUUUCACCUAAACAUGAAUAGUAUGUUUUUCAGUAGCUAUCAAAACUCUGCCAAGUAAAUCAAUCAAAAUUA